This is a messenger RNA of Aspergillus chevalieri, 912 nucleotides long. Its product is annotated as putative HIT finger domain protein. The coding region runs from base 1 to 912 and encodes 303 amino acids. Gene Ontology annotation, biological process: chromatin remodeling. The record is from RefSeq and is a predicted model, not a curated record. The transcript has 2 exons. Gene Ontology annotation, cellular component: Swr1 complex. NCBI's taxonomy places the organism in Eukaryota, Fungi, Ascomycota, Eurotiomycetes, Eurotiales, Aspergillaceae. Gene Ontology annotation, molecular function: nucleosome binding.
AUGUAUCACAUAGAACUCCUCCCAAACUCAACAAGCCACAUCACACCAGGAUGGACCUACGUCCCGGAUCGAGGCUUUGACCCAGCGAAAGCAGCCAUCACACCGGCGAUCGGCAGAAAGCGCGGGAUUCGGGAUCCAGGUGGUCGUGGUGAUCUCUCGUCGAGGGAGAAUAAUGCGAUUAUAAGACAUUUGGCGGAGUUGGAUCGUGAGAAUCAUAGGGAUGUGCAAAUUCCUAUUCCGGUGAAGCAGAAGGAGCCGGCGGGGAGAGGCACGAGAGGGAAAACGACGACGAAUACGAGGCGGAUUUUACAAUCUCAGAAGACGUUUCGGAAUCACCUUGAUGAUGAAGAGGCGCAUUUGUCGCAGACCGCGCAGACUACGGCCAGCAGCGCGCCUCCGCGUCUUAGUGUCAGCAGCAAAAUGACGAAACCAUCUGCGCGAAGAAGUUCAACGCCUAUGACGACGCCAAAGGCAGAGUCUACAGCAAAACAACGAAAACAAUCCUCCGCCACCGAGCAGCAGCAGCAGCAGCAACAACAACCUCAGCAGUCAGAAACACCAGCAGAGACACCGAAACCAGACACACCCGCCGAACCUAUCGCAGACACAGAAACAGAACCUCCCGCGAAAAAGCAACGGCUUAUCCCCUCCGAGUACGACAACGACCCCCUCCUCCGCUCACGUAUCCCAUCCGCACCCUCAGAGCGUAUAAUGCAGGCACUUUUGUCCGAACCACCGCUAAGCUACAACGCCGCACGCGCUGGGCCGCCGGUGACGAAGAAGGCGCCACGGUUUUUCUGUUGUAUAUGUGGGUAUUGGGGGAAGAUACGGUGUCGGAAUUGUCAUGUGCGAAUGUGUGGGUUGGGGUGUUAUAAGGUGCAUGAGGAUUCAAGGUGUGGCGCUUUUCUUUAA